Molecule: messenger RNA, 822 nt
Organism: Telopea speciosissima
Lineage: Eukaryota; Viridiplantae; Streptophyta; Magnoliopsida; Proteales; Proteaceae
Product: general transcription factor IIH subunit 2-like
Biological process (GO): nucleotide-excision repair; DNA-templated transcription; regulation of transcription by RNA polymerase II
Cellular component (GO): transcription factor TFIIH core complex; transcription factor TFIIH holo complex
Source: RefSeq, a predicted model, not a curated record
AACCAUGUGCAGGCAGCUACGGAAAUGGACUUCCGACCAAGUUGGAUGGUUGUAGUUGCAAAACAAGUAGAAGCCUUCAUUAGAGAGUUCUUUGAUCAGAACCCACUUAGUCAUAUUGGCCUGGUAACUAUAAAAGAUGGGGUUGCUCAGUGCUUAACAGAUUUAGGUGGCAGUCCAGAAUCCCAUGUAAAGGCAUUGAUGGGCAAACUGGAGUGCUCAGGUGAUUCCUCUCUACAGAAUGCUCUAGAUCUUGUUCAUGGCUAUCUGAACCAAAUCCCAUCCUAUGGUCAUCGCGAAGUCUUAAUAUUAUAUUCUGCUGUCAGUACCUGCGAUCCAGGGGAUGUAAUGGAGACUAUCCAGAAAUGCAAGAAAUCCAAAAUAAGGUGUUCAGUUGUUGGUCUUUCUGCAGAAAUUUAUCUAUGUAAACAUCUUUGUCAAGAAACUGGAGGUUCAUAUACGGUGGCACUGGAUGAGUCACAUUUUAAAGAGUUGUUGCUGGAGCAUGCUCCUCCACCUCCUGCAAUAGCAGAAUUUGCUGUUCAUGCUAAUUUGAUCAAGAUGGGCUUCCCACAAAGAGUAGCAGAGGGUUUUGUCUCUAUAUGCGCUUGCCACAAAGAAGCCAAGGUUGGUGGCGGCUAUACAUGUCCAAGAUACAAAGCACGUGUUUGUGAGCUACCUACUGAAUGUCGGAUUUGUGGGUUGACGCUUGUUUCAUCUCCCCAUUUGGCUAGGUCAUAUCAUCAUCUAUUUCCCAUAACACCAUUUGAUGAGGUACCUUCCUCGCUUUUGAACAAUCCACAACACCAGUUACCAAGAAUUUGA